Molecule: messenger RNA, 2457 nt
Organism: Procambarus clarkii (red swamp crayfish)
Lineage: Eukaryota; Metazoa; Arthropoda; Malacostraca; Decapoda; Cambaridae
Source: RefSeq, a predicted model, not a curated record
AUGAAGCGAAACUGUCGUUCUACCGUCCAUCCCGAGGAGGUGUUGACAGUGGUACAUAUUGUGUACCACUGUCAAGACACCACCUCACCGUGGGUGGUGAACGCCGCCUCACCGUGGGUGGUGAACGCCGCCUCACCGUGGGUGGUGAACACCACCUCACCGUGGGUGGUGAACACCACCUCACCGUGGGUGGUGAACGCCGCCUCACCGUGGGUGGUGAACGCCGCCUCACCGUGGGUGGUGAACGCCGCCUCACCGUGGGUGGUGAACACCACCUCACCGUGGGUGGUGAACACCACCUCACCGUGGGUGGUGAACGCCGCCUCACCGCGGGUGGUGAACACCGCCUCACCGUGGGUGGUGAACGCCGCCUCACCGCGGGUGGUGAACGCCGCCUCACCGCGGGUGGUGAACGCCGCCUCACCGCGGGUGGUGAACGCCGCCUCACCGCGGGUGGUGAACGCCGCCUCACCGCGGGUGGUGAACGCCGCCUCACCGCGGGUGGUGAACGCCGCCUCACCGCGGGUGGUGAACGCCGCCUCACCGCGGGUGGUGAACGCCGCCUCACCGCGGGUGGUGAACGCCGCCUCACCGCGGGUGGUGAACGCCGCCUCACCGCGGGUGGUGAACGCCGCCUCACCGCGGGUGGUGAACGCCGCCUCACCGCGGGUGGUGAACGCCGCCUCACCGCGGGUGGUGAACGCCGCCUCACCGCGGGUGGUGAACGCCGCCUCACCGCGGGUGGUGAACGCCGCCUCACCGCGGGUGGUGAACGCCGCCUCACCGCGGGUGGUGAACGCCGCCUCACCGCGGGUGGUGAACGCCGCCUCACCGCGGGUGGUGAACGCCGCCUCACCGCGGGUGGUGAACGCCGCCUCACCGCGGGUGGUGAACGCCGCCUCACCGCGGGUGGUGAACGCCGCCUCACCGCGGGUGGUGAACGCCGCCUCACCGCGGGUGGUGAACGCCGCCUCACCGCGGGUGGUGAACGCCGCCUCACCGCGGGUGGUGAACGCCGCCUCACCGCGGGUGGUGAACGCCGCCUCACCGCGGGUGGUGAACGCCGCCUCACCGCGGGUGGUGAACGCCGCCUCACUGCGGGUGGUGAACGCCGCCUCACCGCGGGUGGUGAACGCCGCCUCACUGCGGGUGGUGAACGCCGCCUCACCGUGGGUGGUGAACGCCGCCUCACCGCGGGUGGUGAACGCCGCCUCACCGCGGGUGGUGAACGCCGCCUCACCGUGGGUGGUGAACACCGCCUCACCGCGGGUGGUGAACGCCGCCUCACCGCGGGUGGUGAACGCCGCCUCACCGCGGGUGGUGAACGCCGCCUCACCGCGGGUGGUGAACACCGCCUCACCGCGGGUGGUGAACGCCGCCUCACCGCGGGUGGUGAACGCCGCCUCACCGCGGGUGGUGAACACCGCCUCACCGCGGGUGGUGAACACCGCCUCACCGCGGGUGGUGAACGUCGCCUCACCGUGGGUGGUGAACGCCGCCUCACCGCGGGUGGUGAACGCCGCCUCACCGCGGGUGGUGAACACCGCCUCACCGCGGGUGGUGAACACCGCCUCACCGCGGGUGGUGAACGCCGCCUCACCGCGGGUGGUGAACGCCGCCUCACCGCGGGUGGUGAACGCCGCCUCACUGCGGGUGGUGAACGCCGCCUCACCGCGGGUGGUGAACGCCGCCUCACCGCGGGUGGUGAACGCCGCCUCACCGCGGGUGGUGAACGCCGCCUCACCGCGGGUGGUGAACGCCGCCUCACCGCGGGUGGUGAACACCGCCUCACCGCGGGUGGUGAACACCGCCUCACCGCGGGUGGUGAACGCCGCCUCACCGCGGGUGGUGAACGCCGCCUCACCGCGGGUGGUGAACGCCGCCUCACCGCGGGUGGUGAACGCCGCCUCACCGCGGGUGGUGAACACCGCCUCACCGCGGGUGGUGAACACCGCCUCACCGCGGGUGGUGAACGCCGCCUCACCGCGGGUGGUGAACACCGCCUCACCCCGGGUGGUGAACGCCGCCUCACCGCGGGUGGUGAACGCGUACGCCGCCUCACCGCGGGUGGUGAACACCGCCUCACCGCGGGUGGUGAACACCGCCUCACCCCGGGUGGUGAACGCCGCCUCACCGCGGGUGGUGAACGCCGCCUCACCGCGGGUGGUGAACACCGCCUCACCGCGGGUGGUGAACGCCGCCUCACUGCGGGUGGUGAACGCCGCCUCACCGUGGGUGGUGAACACCGCCUCACCGCGGGUGGUGAACGCCGCCUCACCGCGGGUGGUGAACGCCGCCUCACCGCGGGUGGUGAACGCCGCCUCACCGCGGGUGGUGAACACCGCCUCACCGCGGGCGGUGAACACCGCCUCACCGUGGGUGGUGAACACCGCCUCACCGCGGGUGGUGAACACCGCCUCACCGCGGGUGGUGAACAUCGCCUCACCGCGGGUGUAA